CAGAUCUAUUUCCUGGCCACAAUUGUUACAUGCGCAGAAGUAACCUAAAAAUAUCAACAAAAUGGCUGAGUCGAGAGACCAAACACUCAUUGAUUUUCAGGCUGUCACAGGAAUUGAUGAUUUUGACCUGUGCACCAACAUCUUGACUCAACAUGAUUGGAACUUGGAGAGAGCAGUCAACAGUAUCAUGGGCUUUGGUCCUCCAGAGGGUAGUGGAUUUGAAGCAGACGAAGUGGGACCUUCCCCUGGAGAGCACGAUUUUGAAGAUCCUUCAUCCCUUAGAUCUGAGCGCCUGGAAGGUUUUGGUGUCCAUGUACGUCCAUCAGACCAUGGAGCUUCCGACAUGGCCUCCGGACCCUCCUACAGCUCCUCCCCUCUGAAUUUCUCCAGCAGAAUGAUCAACUUCAAUGUAGAAUACAGAGACAAGAACACAUCAGUUGUCCUUCCCGACAAUGAGACUGUUGGACGUAUUAAAGAGGUUCUUGAAUCUGAGCUUGGAAUUCCACGAGAUAAACAAGAGCUGAAAGGCUUAGUCAAGCGUAAAGUAGAUGAUUCUACAAUACUUCGAGACUUGUUUCUUCCUCGGGACAAUUCUCUUUAUCUUCUUACUCCUGAAAUUACCAAUCCAACUGUGAACAAACCUCCACAACAAGAAGGAGAAGGAACAUCUCAAGGGCUCGAAGCAGAGAGGGAAUAUUUACUGAAGAUUUCGUUUAAGGAUGGUUCAAGAUACAGGCAUUUUUCUGUAAAAUUUGACUGCAAUAAGACUGUUCGAGAUGUAAAGCAAAGUCUGACAACGCUCACAGAUGUGCCCGUCAGGCACCAGCAGUGGACUGGAUGGACCCGACCUGUAUUAGAUCAGGACAAGUUGUUCGCUUGUGGCUUAAACUAUCCAACACAUGAUUUGGAAAUGACCAAAUCCGAGCCUUCUUCCUCCAGCACACCAAGAGCCCCAGACCUAGAGGAGAUGGAAGUUGAUAGUGAUGAUGAAGACUAUACAGGUUUAGAAAAUUAUUCUUUGGAAGAAGAUCUGUUCUCUCAGGAGGAGCCACGCCACUCAAGACGCAUAGAGCCACUCAUGUCUGAUGGUGUUGAGGAUGAUAAACUGGCUUUAGAACAGUUCACAACAGAAUUCACCAACAGAUAUGGAGAGAUCCACCCUCAGUUUUUCAUUGGCAGUCUGGACGAUGCAAUACAAGAAUCUUUGUCUGUGAGAGCUGCUGAUCGCAAGCUCUUGGCAGUCUACCUCCACCAUGAUAGCAGCAUCUUCUCCAAUGUGUUCUGCUCACAGCUGCUGUGUGCUGAGGGCAUCGUCCACUACCUCAGUGUGCACUUCCUCACUUGGGCCUGGGACCUCACCUCACCGGACAACACAGCCAGAUUCCUACAGGCAGCCACCCGCCAUUUUGGCAGUCUUGCAGCAUCCCAGAUGAGAAACUAUACACCAGACCAGUUGCCUUGUCUACUGUUGAUAUCCAGGGCCAAGGCCACCAAUGAGGUUAUAGCUGCUAUACAAGGUCAUGUGACUUUGGAUGAGAUGAUGACGCGGCUAAUCCAUGCAGUCGAAGUGUAUCAGGAACAGAAGGAGGCAGACAUCAAUGAGGAGAAAGAAAGAGAAGCAAGAGAAAGAAUCAAGCAAGAGCAGGAUGAGGCAUAUCAAGAAUCUUUGGCAGCUGAUAGGAAAAAGGCAGAGGCUCUGAAAGAAGAGGAGGUCAAGAGGCAAGAGGAGCGGGCACGUGAGAUGGAAAAACAAAAGAAAGUUGAAGAUCAGAAAAAAGAGGAUGAACUCAAAAAAGAGGCUAUCAGCAAGUCAGUGGCCAAGUCUGUUCCAGAUGAGCCUGUGGCGGGCAGUUCGGACAAAGUGAGCAAUUUGCGGUUCCGAGUGAUGGGCGGCGAGAUGAUCACACGCCGCUUCUACGCUCACAACUGUGUCGGGGACAUCCUCAACUUUUUAACCUCUAAGGGCUUUCACACGGAGGAUUACAAAGUCCUGACGACUUUUCCCCGCAGAGAUAUCUCUACGCUAGACAAGUCCCAGAGCUUAGAGAGCUGCAAGCUGUACCCUCAGGAGACGCUCAUACUGGAGGAACGGUAGCCGCUGUUCGACCGUCAGAUCUGGUCGUGCAGACGUGCUCGGCCAGUGACAGACUGAACGGUCUGAUGUGUACAAUGGUGCUGUCUUUCACAAAAGUCCCAACACCCCCCUUUAAACCCCCCUCUCUGGACUCUAAUCAUUAUUUGACAAAAGUAAGGAAUAGCCCCUCGAACAGAUGUGAUGCAGCUGUUGCCAUUCAAGGGAACAGUUGUGCUGUCAGAGUAUGUGAAAAAGUGUGAAUCUGAGUGCACCAAGUUUUUAAAAGGGGCUGUUCUUUUCUUUUGCUGAUUUUAAAAAAAUCUCUAUAGUGUACUUGUAAAGAAAUGAAGUGACCUGAUGCCGUAGGACAUCUCAGCUGUCCAGACUAACGGUUUGUGUGGAUUUGCCUUGCCCUUCUUUUGUUGGGACUCAGUCUCGAGGGAAACCUGCGAUUGUGUGUAGAUGUGUGCGGCCAACUGUUAGACAGUUAUUCUUUCUGUUUUGUAUGAGCUCUCAUUUUAGAAGAUGUUGGUAACGAAGUGUUUCAAAUGAGUGGACUAAAAUUGCUACAUGAUUUUGCCCAGGAAUAACUAAAAAACUUGUGAAAAAUUAUAUUAAUAAAACAUUUGAAGUCAGCCGUAUCUGUAGCUAUUUGUCACAAUCAUAACAUAAUUAUAGUGUAAGUCAUUUUCAAUUGUUUCAAGAAACAUUUUUUUAAAAUGCAGAGGUAAACUUGUCUUAAUUCAAGCUUUUGACUCUUGCGCAAAAGAGAAAAUGUCUCAAUAUUUUGAUAUUCAGAACCUGACACAAACCUCUGCUACCUUGAUUAUUUGGAGCAAGUUGCGAUAAUUUUUACUGAAUCCAACGACCCCUGGGGGUACAUUUUGGAAACCGUCUUGAGAAAUAAAAACAUCUUUUACCAUUGAAAUGAAAAAUGAGGUUGCCUUUCUGACAAGCUUAUUUGUUGUCUUAAAUCUAAAAAAAGAUGGAUAUGUUGGUCAUGGAAGCACAGGAUGGAUGGGUGAGUGGAUGAAAUGUAUGUUACCAUGUGUUUGCUGUUCUCAACUUUGUAAAAGUGCUAGUCAAAUGUUCACAAACUCUUGAGUAUUUGAAGACAAAAACAAGUGUGCUCUGUGGAGAGAAAAAUAUGUACAUGAAGGAAGAGUGGAAUUUUUUCCUUAUAGUUUUCUCAGGCACAAACAUCGUCAGUUGUUUUACAAUCAAAGUUGCACUUGUUUCAUGCUGCGGCUGGUUUUUUAGUUCUAGUGUGUGUUCAGUUGUUUUUAUUUACCGAGUGCCAGUCAGUGUUAAGAGUCGGUGAGCAUUUUUUAUGUAUAGAUGUCUUUGGAAGAUGGAAUGAUUUGUCUGUGGGAAGAGUACAAUAUCUCUACUGUUGCCAUUGCUGGUUAUGAGUGCGAGUUGCUGUUGUAUGUACCCGCACCUUACUUCUCAAGUAAACUUAUGUAUUUUUUGUUUGCAAGAUAUGAUGCAAGAAUGGGAAAUGUGCAAAGUGCUACAAAGAAAGAUUUUAAAAAAGCUGAGUGUAGACUGCUGGGUUAGGUCGACUUCCGGUUCUCUUAAGGCUUUCAGUUUUUACACUACCAGGGCACUGGUAAUCAAAAUUCAAUUCGCUUGAUGAAUUAUCCAUUGUGGCGUAAAUAAUUUGAGUUUCAUAUUUGUUUGUCUCAGUUGUUUGUCAUUUGUGACAGUCGUCAUAAAAGUCAUUGCAGCAAAUACUGAUGAAAUCCUCUUUCAAAUUGUAUUUUUUAAAAUAUAGCAAUCUAGUGUCUGAUUCUAUCAGUUGCAACUGCUGUCACAAUGCCAAAGAAUCAGAUAAUCCCUUGUUUACAUUCACAUUAAGGACUGUUUUUCUUUUUCUUUUUUUUUUCUCUUACGUUUCCCUCUUGAUUUUGGGAUGGUUUGACUAUAGGUUCUUCAACACACAGAAAGGCUAAUGAUAUACCACAGAGCCUGUUUUUAAUGCAAGAAGGAAAGAUCCCCAGCGAAAGGACAGGUGAUAUGUUUCAGUUGGCUUUCUAUGACACUUUCAGUGUGCAAGAUGCUGUGUGGAAAUCACUGCCAUACGUGCCAGUUGUAUGUGCUGCGCCCAAGAGUGUAUGUUAGGACAUAACUGCAUUGAUGUGGAUGUUAUAAUUUUAUGGCAGCACAAUCUCCCUGCUUCACACUCAUAACAUGAUGUGUCCACUUAUUUGGACAUGGUAUGUAAUCAUCUUUCUUUUUAUGUUGUAUGGCACGUGGAAACAUUGUUAUGAGUCAUGGUAGUGUGUGUGAGUGAGGGUAAGCAACAGGACAAAGUUUGUGCCUGUACAUCGCGUAUUAUACUACAAAUGUAUACCUGAAGACCACUCUGCGUUACUCAGAGUGAAACUGGUCACAAUUUGGUUGUAUUUGUGUGUGCAUGUAUGUAGUGAUAUCAUAUAUUAUUAUAAUGGGAUAUUUUGCCAGAAGUAGCGGACUGAGACUGAAUAAAAGAAUAUGUAGAACCGGCUAUGUGAGAAAAAUACUGUUGAGCGACAGAUGGUGAGCGAGAACAUGACUGCUGAGAAAUAAGCUGGGUCUGCUGGGACUUCUCUGUGACCUUUCCUUUGUUUGGGUGUUUGUUAAGUUUUAAACAAAUGAGAGAACAUUUUAAGGUGUAUGUUUUGCAUUUUGUAAUGGGUAAGCAAAAGUCUUCAGUUCAGUCAUCAAAAGAAAGCAUGUAGUUCAGUGCUGGUCCUUGAAUGAAAUUGAAAAUAUUUUUUUUAAAAUGUUGACCUGGCUUUGACUAAGUGUUCUGUUUGACUUUUCCUAAUUUCUUCAAAUUGUUGGCUGAUGCAAGUCAGUCCACAACCAUUGAGCUGCUUUUCUUUGUAAGUCAUCCUUAUUCUGUGGAAUGUUUGAUGUAUAAAGAGAACAUAGAUAUGCUCUUUAAUUUACUUUUUCUGUGUUCCAUCUGACCACUUGUAAGACUUGCAUGCUCAGCUGCAAAUAAAUGAAACUUUUGGA
Molecule: messenger RNA, 5080 nt
Organism: Aplysia californica (California sea hare)
Lineage: Eukaryota; Metazoa; Mollusca; Gastropoda; Aplysiida; Aplysiidae
Product: FAS-associated factor 1
Exons: 18
Coding region: 62-2095 (677 amino acids)
Cellular component (GO): nucleus; endoplasmic reticulum
Molecular function (GO): ubiquitin binding
Source: RefSeq, a predicted model, not a curated record